UCAGCAGCAGCAGGACCAGCACGAUGCGAGUCGCCCUGUUAGUUUUGACUCUUACUGCAGUCUGCAAUAGCAUCGUCCCCGAGAUAGUGGACUCGGGCAUCACUCACAUCGUGGAGGAUAAUUCCGACCAGGGACAAACGGAGCUGGACCGCAUGUUUGUGGCAGUGGAGCAACUGCCCGAGGAUCCGCAGCAAAAGCCCGAGGAUGCGUUUCACCAAAAGAACAACGAGGGUGUCACUCUUAGCCCUAAUCCCAAUAACCUUCCUCCAGGUCAUCACAAUGAGACUUCUAUUGAUAAAGUGACUGAUAAUGAAUCGGUCCAUGAUUCAGAAGAGAAGGAGACAAACAACAUUACUACCACAACUGACCAAUACAGUGACUUGGGAAACAGUAUUUAUCAUGGGUGCAUCACUAAUGAGGAUUGUGGGAAGGGAAGGUAUUGCCAUAAUGUCGUUCACAACUCCAGGUGUCUGCCUUGCAAAGCACUCGAUGUGUCCUGCACUAAAGAUGAGGAGUGCUGUGGUGAACAGCUGUGUGUCUGGGGCCAGUGCAGUCAGAAUGCAACAAAAGGAGAGGCUGGCAGCACUUGUCAGUACCAGACUGACUGCAACCCAGACCUCUGCUGUGCACUUCAUAAAGCCCUGCUCUUCGCCGUCUGCUCAGCCAAGCCCAUUGAGCGUGAGCGCUGCUUUGGCGCCUCCAACCACUUGCUAGAGUUGUUGUCCUGGGACACUCAGGACGAGGGACCCAGGAAACAUUGUCCCUGUGCAGGAGAUCUCCACUGCCAGCACCUGGGGAGAGGGUCCAUGUGCCUUAAAGGAGAGGACUCAAGUGAAGAGGACCUGACGGACACUCUAUACUCGGAAAUAGACUAUAUUAUCUAAACACAGGUUGAUUUGAUUAAUAUUGCCUUGGAAUCAACUAGACUGGGGUCUUCACUGCCUCCAGAGCUUUGCUGCGAAGAGUCACAAUGCUUUGUGUUUGCCAGCUUAAUCCAAAGUGAUAAAGCUAUACAGCAUGGAAAAUGGAUGAAUAUAUAUUUUGUUGUAGUUGCUGUAAUUGAGACCUGAGGUUUCUGAAAAUUUAGAUAUAUAAGGCACCAACAAAAAAACAGGAAACACUGUAUUUGCAAAGAUACUUAACACUAGUUUCUUGGCUGCACCUCUAUAUUUUAACUUAAACCCUUAUCUAAACGUAAUCAUAGCAAACUGAAUACAACUGUAGACACCAAAUAUGUGGAGACUACUCACUUCACUGUUUAAAUUUAGAACAAAGAUAAAAAUAGAACAAAGUUACCUUUGAACUGCCGAGUUUGCAGUCUCACUCCAGUAAAACUGUGUCACAGAAGCAGCCGACAAUACAUUGUUUGGGCAAUUAAGAAUCGUUCCCCAUAACAUUACACCUAGAUUCAUCUGCAGGAUGCUGGCCCUACCAUGAGGCAUCAGCAGAACAUGUGUAGUUAUUUUAUAAAUCUGUUAAAAGAUUCUGUUAACAUUUAGCUGCUGCCAGUGACUAUAGCCUUUGGUCAUAAUGCUAUCUAGGAAGCUACUUUCCCUUCUUGCACAUGUCUGAUAACACCUCUGAGUUGUUUCAGAGUGAAUCUAAUUCUGGCUGCUUGUUGGUAACUAAGCUUUUUUUUUUUUUUUUUUUCCUCUGCACGUUCCCUUUUUCUCUUGUUAUUCCUGAGAAAAUGUUUCGGCAAAUCUUGCUACUUGAUCCUGCUAUAGCUGCUCUGCUACCAAAAAACACUGUCACGUUGUUUGAUUCACUGAGGUUCUGUAUGUUUUUGCCAAGACCUUUUUAUGACAAAGAGAUGACAUGUUACUGUCUGCAUAACGAGAGGAAAUACUGUCCAACAUGCCAUGGUGUGACUUAUCCUGUCGAUAUUGUUUGUACGUUCAUAUAUUUUUCCUUUAUAUAUUAACUUUGAAAUCACUAUAAUUCAGUGGUUCACUGUUGUCCAUGAAGCAGGGCCUCAUAUUCAAUGGGUAUGUGCUAACAAGAACAGAUAAUAUCAGAUAUUUGACCAAAACAGUAACUUAUCUGUUAAAUGUUUUGAUUAAUCUGAUGGCUGACUGUCAGAUAUAAAUGUCUGUGAGAUCAGUGACAGGUACAUGAAAGACCUUGUUGAGGAUAUUAUCAUAACUUUCAAAGUUAUAGGACAGCAAUUAGGGGCUAUUGUGACAGCUCUUGUUGACUGUGCUGAGCCAACAGUGAAAAUGCUACUUGAGACAAGCUUAAACUGUAGCGCUGCUGUAAGAAAUGCAUUUCCUAGCUUUACAAACUUAAAAUAACUGGUUACCUCUUUGCUAGGGAAACAUCUUUACAAUCUAAUGCAGUCAGUUCAGUAGUUUUACAAUCAAUCUGCUUAAAUAGUUUUUUGUUGAUACCGCAUGCAGUUUGUACCAGACGGCAUUACUGUGUAACAAGAGAUGUUUCUAAUAUUGUGUCCCCACUAUGGGCAUCUUAAUGUAAGCUUCAUCACAAAAGGGUAACUAAAAUGCAAUAAAUCUUUCUUCUGACUGCCCUCCUGUGAAUUUUAAAUCAUGAUAUCGUAAACAAAGGUCUCAUCUAGGU
Messenger RNA from Toxotes jaculatrix (banded archerfish), 2577 nucleotides. RefSeq names its product dickkopf WNT signaling pathway inhibitor 3a (gene dkk3a). Bases 24 to 884 code for a protein of 286 amino acids. Gene Ontology annotation, cellular component: extracellular region. Gene Ontology annotation, molecular function: receptor antagonist activity; co-receptor binding. The record is from RefSeq and is a predicted model, not a curated record. The transcript has 7 exons. NCBI's taxonomy places the organism in Eukaryota, Metazoa, Chordata, Actinopteri, Toxotidae. Gene Ontology annotation, biological process: negative regulation of canonical Wnt signaling pathway; multicellular organism development.